GCAAACAGUAAUAAAUAGAGGGAGAUUGUGGAUAUAUAUAUGAUAAAUAAAGUGGUACAUUUCUCUCGGAUAUUUUAAUGAUUAUUAUGCAUUUGUACCAUAACUAUUAGACAUAAUUAGUCAUAUCAUUUGUGAGUCAUAUGACGGUUACAUACGACAGAUACAUAUCCGUCAUCCGUCGCGAAUUAACGCAGAGAGACUACAAACCGUUUUUGCGUACUUUGUCAAACAAUGGCUACAAUAACAUGUAUAUCCGAUGAAGUGAUCAGCAUCAUUCUGGGACAUGUCAAUAUUAGCAUUGAGGAUGUCGUGAAUUUUGCCUCCACAUGUAAGCGUUUUCGCAACACGAUCAAUGAUGACAAUGUUCUUUGGCAACACAAACUUUACCAAAGAUGGCCUGAUUUGAAAAAAGUUUACGAUAAACGAAAAUGCGAAGAGCAUAUAAACUUUGAAGAAGAAGUAAGAGCAAGUUUUAAAUGUAGGAAAGAAUUAUGGUGUUAUGUGAUGCAAAUGUCUGAAAUGCACUAUUAUAAAGAUGAUUUAUCUGAUAGUGACAUGAAGGAUUUUAAUUUAUUGUUCCAUUUAGAUAAGGAUGGGUAUUAUAUGAAUUAUUAUUUUCUCACAGAUGAAAUAAUGAGUUUUCUUGCAAAAUCUCCAAGCGACUGUAAUUUGACACAUAGAUAUUACAUCAAAAAACUUCUUCGAUAUCUGCGACAAUGCCAUCUAAGGGAUAAAUGGAAAAAAUUUAUAAAUUACUCCAGUAAACAGCAGCUUUUAGAACAGGCAGCUACUAUUGUAGCUCAAUGGUAUCAACCCAAAAAACAUGUUUCUUACUCGCAUGUAAAAGUAUCAUUAGCAAACAUUGCACAGCAGGUAUUGGACUGCCUUAAAAAAGAAAAUCCCGAGCAUCCAAUUUUCUCAAUAUCUGCUGAACAGUUUUCCUUUUGGGAACAUAAUAAUAUUGAUGAUAAUGAGUGGGACAGCAUAGAAGGAAAACAGAUUAUAGAAAUACUUCGAGAAGUUUUAUUUGAUAAAGCAGGUUUUUCUGGAAAUUGGCUUUAUGUAACUCCUGAGAUUUAUAAUCCACAACAUACCCUUAUAGACCUUGUUUUAGAAAAAAAAAUUGGUAAUACUGUAUCCCUAGCAAUAAUAUUCCAAGGUGUGGCAAGAAGACUUGGUAUACGUUGUGAUCUAAUAUCUUUCCCAGGUCAUUUUUUUUUAAGUUGGAAAUCAAAAUAUAAUACAACAAAUUCUAAAAAUGAAGAAUGUUUCUAUAUUGAUGUCUUACAUCGUGGACGUAUUCUAAGCAGGAACGACUGUCCCAGAAUUCGUGGUGCUAAAAAGUGUCCUAUAGAAAAUUUUAAUACAUAUAGCAAAGCUAGUCCUGUAGAGGUAAUGUUACGCAUGAUCAAUAAUUUGCAAAUAGCAAAUCGUGAUAAAAGGACAGAAACACGUUCAUUAUUAGAGCUUCAGCAUCUAAUAGAACCAGAUAAUAUAGACACGAUUGCACAAUUGGGUCGCUAUUAUAUAUUGCAUCACAUGGAUGUAUCAGAUCUUAUGGUUAAAUUAAUUGAAAUACAGAAUAAUUGUAAGAAUAUUAGAUGUGCAGAAGUAAGACGCGCCGAAAUGGUACUGGAUAAGUUCAGAAAAUAUACAGAAAGACUUUUGCCUUGCAAUAAAACAAUAAGACAAAAAAAAAAGCAAAGAACAAAGGAAAUGUUGUUUAAGGUUGGAAUGAUAGUGACAUGUCAUGAUAAAGUCACAUCUCGCUCCUUGUUAGGUGUAAUUAUUGGGUGGGACGAGGAAUUUAAUUCACGUGUGGAAAUGGAAUGGAAGCAAUGCAGACCUUUAUAUAACCGUCCUGUUCCUGGAUCUAAUACUCUAUCGCAACCAUUUUACAAAGUUCUUUGUCAAGGGGAUAAAGCAUAUUACGUUGUUGAAGACGCAAUAGAGAAGAAAUCUUAUCGUGAUUGGAUGACACACAAAGAGAUUGGCCGAUAUUUUUGUAAACAUGAAAACGGAUGCUAUAUACCAAACAAGAUGUUAGCAGAUCAUUAUCCAUGCGAUCUAUGAUAAUUAAGGCUUGAUAACAUAUAUACUAAAAUUACUAAAUUAAUCACUUGUACUUUUAGCUGUUCCAUCAAGAAAAUACCUAGACAAAAAUCUUGUAAAAUGUGCUGCUUUUUUUUAUUCUAAAUGAAUAAUUAUAUAAAUAUAUAU
Messenger RNA from Cataglyphis hispanica, 2220 nucleotides. RefSeq names its product F-box only protein 21-like. Gene Ontology annotation, molecular function: DNA binding; protein binding. The coding region runs from base 232 to 2073 and encodes 613 amino acids. The record is from RefSeq and is a predicted model, not a curated record. The transcript is spliced from 9 exons. Lineage: Eukaryota; Metazoa; Arthropoda; Insecta; Hymenoptera; Formicidae.